AUGUUGAUCCCAGCAAUAGCAAUCUCCUUCCCAGUCGCCACAUCAUCAGCUCUGAUCGACAACAACCAGCAACAAGUCUUCAACGACAGACAAACAACCUUGCUAACCAUAACAACGACCAAACACAUCACCUCACAAAUCACAAUCUACAACGAGCCAACCUCAACCACGCACGCAUCGGCACCCAUAGUGCAGACCUGGUAUGGCGGACAAAAGGAAUCCGGAUGCGACAAGACGGCUUGUGCAAGCUGUCGACACCGGUACAAGUGUGAAGCCACAGAUGUAGCAUGCAUGACCUGCGACUCCGCCCCUUACUGUGCCGCCUGCCUCGAAACAACCUGGUCUGGUGCAUCAAACCUUCCAUCCGCGACUCCCGCUCCAGAUUUGUCGUCGACUUUCGACGACACCGCUGAGAUCGACGAGCACGAUGCUUGCAGAGCGAAGAUAGCCUUGUCGGCAUUGGCGUUCUUCCCUGAUCGAGAAUCUCUGGACUCAGCUGUAGGCGGCGAUGCGGCUUCCCGACUCUGUGCUAUGGGCGAGGGGAAAGCCCCGAUGUUGUGCUAUUCGAAAGGCGAUGUGAGGGCGUGGCAGGCUUGA
Recurvomyces mirabilis is the source of this 597-nucleotide messenger RNA. RefSeq lists its product as uncharacterized. Lineage: Eukaryota; Fungi; Ascomycota; Dothideomycetes; Mycosphaerellales; Teratosphaeriaceae. Bases 1 to 597 code for a protein of 198 amino acids. The record is from RefSeq and is a predicted model, not a curated record. The transcript is spliced from 2 exons.